Messenger RNA from Medicago truncatula (barrel medic), 2460 nucleotides. Its product is annotated as serine/threonine-protein kinase Nek2. Lineage: Eukaryota; Viridiplantae; Streptophyta; Magnoliopsida; Fabales; Fabaceae. Gene Ontology annotation, molecular function: protein serine/threonine kinase activity; ATP binding. The record is from RefSeq and is a predicted model, not a curated record. Gene Ontology annotation, biological process: protein phosphorylation. Bases 318 to 2171 code for a protein of 617 amino acids. The transcript has 15 exons.
AUAUAAUAGUAAAUAAAUGUAAUGUAGUCUCUCUCCAUUUCUCUCUCUGAAUUUGUCAUUUUCCUUCUCAGAACGAGAAUGGCGAAAGAGCUUCUUCUACAACUUCAUCUACUUCUUCUUCUCCCAGAACAACGGUGUCGUUUUUCAACUCCUUCACCAUUCUUCAACUUCUCAUUCUCCACUCUCUAACUCUUCUUCUUUCCAUCUACAUUUCAAAUCCUUCCGAUCCAUUCAUCUUCUUCAACUUCUUCCUCUUUCUUGCUUCCACCGACUCACACAACUUAGAGAGGGGAAUUUUUUUUUACUAAAUUGAUGACAUGGAGCAGUAUGAAGUACUUGAGCAAAUUGGAAAAGGUGCUUUUGGUUCAGCUCUUCUUGUGAGACAUAAACAUGAGAAGAAAAAAUAUGUGUUGAAGAAGAUUAGACUUGCCCGCCAAACAGAGCGGUCUCGUAGAUCUGCACACCAGGAGAUGGAGCUUAUCUCUAAAUUACGAAACCCAUUCAUUGUGGAGUAUAAAGAUUCAUGGGUAGAAAAGGGUUGCUAUGUCUGCAUAAUUAUAGGUUACUGUGAGGGUGGAGAUAUGGCGGAAGCUAUAAAGAAGACUAAUGGUGUUCUGUUUCCCGAGGAGAAACUUUGCAAGUGGCUUGUUCAACUUCUUAUGGCACUUGACUACUUGCACAUGAAUCAUAUUCUUCAUCGCGAUGUCAAGUGUUCAAAUAUCUUCUUGACGAAAGAUCGUGACAUACGACUGGGUGAUUUUGGACUUGCCAAAAUGUUGACUUCUGAUGAUCUUACUUCCUCUGUUGUCGGAACUCCUAGCUACAUGUGCCCUGAGCUCCUUGCUGAUAUACCUUAUGGUUCUAAAUCAGAUAUUUGGUCCUUGGGAUGUUGUAUAUACGAAAUGGCAGGACAUAAGCCUGCAUUCAAAGCAUUUGAUAUACAAGCAUUGAUUAUCAAGAUUAGCAAGUCCAUAGUGGCUCCACUACCAACAAAAUAUUCUAGUUCAUUUCGAAGUCUGGUUAAAAGCAUGCUGCGGAAAAAUCCAGAGCUGAGACCCAGUGCUUCUGAGCUUCUUGGGCACCCACAUCUUCAACCUUAUGUUCUAAAGAUCCAUCUCAAACUCAAUAGCCCCAGGCGAAAUACAUUGCCUGCUCAUUGGCAAGAGUCAAAGUACACGAAGAAAACUAGAUUUUUAGUUCCAGAAGACACUGUUAGGGAUAAGCGCUAUUCUUACAGUAACGACCGCACUCUAAAUCCUAGCGUAUCUGGAGCUGAUCAAGAUUCUGUAUGCUCUACCCUAGAAAUAGGUUGUACUCCUGAUCACUUGAAUCAAAGGUUAGCAGAAUUAUGUACAGGUGAUAGCCGUGACAUGAAGUUGGUCCAUAAACCUGUUGUUUCCAGAACUUCUAGUAUUGCUAAGGCUCCAAAGUUCACUUCAUCAAAAGUUUCUGGCACCAACAGAAAAUCAAUGGAAUCCUCAAACAAUCGAAAGGUAGUAAAGCAAACUCUUCCUGUUUCACACAGCAUCACAAAAUCUGCUCAUACAAAUCGCAGAGCAUCGUUUCCUUUGCCAACAAGGGGUGGUAUUCGGGAGCCUCCUUCCAGGAAGAGUGUUGGUUUGCUUAGCCAUGUGUCUUCACCGGAUAUCUCAGUUAACUCUCCCCGUAUUGAUAGGAUAGCUGAAUUCCCAUUAUCAUCAUAUGACGAUUGUUUGUUCCCUGUCAAUAAGAUGUCAACCUCUGCACAAGGUUCCUCAGGUUUCCCAUCUCAUUCAACUGUGAUAGACAAAUGCACAAUAGAGGUAUGUGAUAGAGCCUCUGUUAAGCCUAGUUCUACGGAUGAUUGGCAGGGAAUCAAGCGCAGCAUGUUAAAGGAGAUUCAUGAGGAUAAAAGUGGUUCCUCUGAUCAAAAUGCAACGGCAGGUGCAUCAAGCUACACAUCUUCGGACUUGCAGCGCCGACAGUUUGACACUUCAUCUUUCCAACAAAGGGCUGAAGCCUUAGAAGGGUUGCUUGAAUUUAGUGCAAGAUUGCUCCAGCAAGCAAGGUAUGAUGAACUCGGAGUUUUGUUGAAACCAUUUGGUCCCGAGAAGGUUUCUCCAAGAGAAACUGCUAUCUGGUUGAGCAAGAGCUUCAAAGGGAACACUAACAACACAGAAGAAUCCCCGUAACUUGCUAUAGGUAUGCACUGUAGUCAUUUAUUGAGUUCUGGUGUUUCUUCAAUCACACGGGAGCAUUUAGCCAGCUGAUUUUUGUAGGCUGUCAUUUUUUUCAUUACCCUUUUCUUCCACCUUACCGAGUAAUUAUGACUAAAGUUCGUUAACUAAUGUAUGAAGCAGACCAUAAAUAUUUUCAUGGUAACAAUACCUGUCUGACUCUUUUGUAUAAUUGUUGUAAUAGAUGUUUUAUUUUAUGUCCAAAUAAUUCCUAUUCAGAAAAGGGAGCAGGUUGGAAUCUUAA